Molecule: messenger RNA, 1007 nt
Organism: Gymnodraco acuticeps
Lineage: Eukaryota; Metazoa; Chordata; Actinopteri; Perciformes; Bathydraconidae
Product: sodium- and chloride-dependent creatine transporter 1-like
Exons: 4
Coding region: 570-947 (125 amino acids)
Biological process (GO): sodium ion transmembrane transport
Cellular component (GO): membrane
Source: RefSeq, a predicted model, not a curated record
AGGACCGACAGACGUACAGACCUAGGUACAGACGCGCAGCCGGACCUUAAAUACCUCUGAGCGGCUGUACCGGGGACAUUUGACAGCUGAGAGCACCAGGUUUUUUCUUUCACCCUGAUCCUUGAUGGAGCUCCUGCAGCAAUCCCUGCACCACCACCCCCACUACCACCGGGUCUGAAGCUCCGGUCCGACCGGUGUCCUCCCGUUAUUCGCUGCCCGGUUCCGUGCUCUGUGAGCGGGCCGCCGUCUCCUCCGUGACUCUCUGUUCUCAUGCGAUUCUUCAGACUCACAUUCAAGUGUUUCGUGGAUUGUUUUUGAAGGUCGCAGCCAGAUUCUUGGUUCAAUUCUCUUGAUUUUUUUGGGAUUCUGGAGCAUGAUCCACGAUCCGCCUGCACCUCGCUGAGAUUGAUAAUAAUAUUGUAUUAUUACUGGAGAAGGAGCGAGAAUAGAGAUCCUGCGGCGGGACGAGCUGCACCUGCUGGACUGACUCAUCUGUUUCUGACCGGGCUCUGAGGCUCUAAGGCUGCACAAAUAAACAGUAAACGGUUUCCUGACUGGACUUUUGAGCGAUGGAGAAGUCGGCCUCCUCCUGCUCUCUGGUUCUCCUGGAGGAAACCAAGAAGACCCCCCUCUUACAUCCAAACGGUGCCUGUGGUUACCCCCCAGCGGCCUCUAACGGUAGCCUGGUCCCGUUAACGGGGGCGGGGUCCGGUGCUGGAGCAUGUGCCGGGCCGGAGAAGAAAGCGCCCCCUGCUGUGGUGCCUUAUCAAGAGAGAGAAACAUGGACCCGGCAGAUGGACUUCAUGAUGUCCUGCGUGGGAUUCGCUGUCGGACUGGGGAACGUGUGGAGGUUCCCGUACCUGUGCUACAAGAACGGAGGAGGGGUCCUGGAUGAAUGUUUGGAGGUCCUUGUCGAUGUUGCAGAUGUUUCUGAGGAAGUGCCAUAGGGCCUUGAUACAUUUCAAAGAGAUAUUAGAUGUUUUAGCGACAGAUCUGAGGAGCUCCUC